Messenger RNA from Onychostoma macrolepis, 6290 nucleotides. RefSeq names its product clathrin, heavy chain a (Hc) (gene cltca). The transcript is spliced from 31 exons. NCBI's taxonomy places the organism in Eukaryota, Metazoa, Chordata, Actinopteri, Cypriniformes, Cyprinidae. Gene Ontology annotation, biological process: intracellular protein transport; mitotic cell cycle; clathrin coat assembly. Bases 474 to 5513 code for a protein of 1679 amino acids. Gene Ontology annotation, molecular function: structural molecule activity; clathrin light chain binding. The record is from RefSeq and is a predicted model, not a curated record. Gene Ontology annotation, cellular component: clathrin coat of coated pit; extracellular exosome; clathrin-coated endocytic vesicle.
AAGGGCGAUUCGUAAAGAACUAGUACCGUCAGCCUUUUCGCUCAAACUUAUCUUAUUAACUUCUCUCAUAUCCAAAUAUACUCAUAACACAUUCGCGAUGUAUUUCUGUGUAUUUUGCAUCUAAGUACUAAAAUGUCGUUGUCAAACAAAUUAAAAUCCCUCUUCCACACAGAACACGUAUCCCUCCGCCUUCAUUGAGGUCUACGUCUCUUUCCGGUGCGUUUCUCCACCGGACGGGUUCCGCCGCCAUUGCAGGUUUCUAGAGUUCCCCUCAGCGGCGGUUGACAUUCUGGAGUUGAAGCGCCUCAUUUACAUUCAGCGGGCGACUAGAGUAACCUAACACAUUCCCGGUUCAUCUGCCCCCCCAAAAAACACAAGACCUCCUCCAUUCAUUCCCGGCUCUGGAGUAGUUUAGAUUAGGCAGAAAUAAUAGCAGGAAUUAGAGAGGUAAGCGAAGAGGAACCACCAUCAUCAUGGCUCAAAUCCUGCCCAUUAGAUUCCAGGAGCACCUGCAGCUCCAAAAUUUGGGGAUCAACCCAGCCAACAUUGGGUUCAGCACCCUGACGAUGGAGUCUGAUAAGUUCAUCUGUAUCCGGGAGAAGGUCGGAGAACAGGCACAGGUGGUGAUCAUCGACAUGGCGGACCCAAACACCCCCAUCCGCAGGCCCAUCUCUGCAGAUAGCGCCAUCAUGAACCCUGCGAGCAAAGUCAUUGCACUUAAAGCUGCCAAAACCCUUCAGAUCUUUAACAUCGAGAUGAAGAGUAAGAUGAAAGCCCACACCAUGACUGAUGAUGUCACUUUCUGGAAGUGGAUCUCUCUUAACACCAUUGCCCUGGUGACUGAUAACGCUGUCUAUCAUUGGAGCAUGGAGGGAGACUCUCAGCCAGUCAAAGUGUUCGACAGACAUUCCAGCCUGGCAGGCUGUCAAAUCAUCAACUAUCGCACCGAUGCCAAGCAGAAGUGGCUGCUGCUCAUUGGCAUUUCUGCUCAGCAAAACCGAGUUGUUGGUGCCAUGCAGCUCUACUCAGUUGAAAGGAAGGUGUCCCAGCCUAUCGAGGGUCAUGCCGCUGGCUUUGGACAGUUCAAAAUGGAGGGAAAUGCAGAAGAAUCCACUCUCUUCUGUUUUGCUGUGCGAGGUCAGGCAGGAGGAAAGCUUCACAUUAUUGAAGUGGGGACGCCACCAACCGGCAACCAGCCAUUCCCAAAGAAAGCUGUGGACGUGUUCUUCCCUCCAGAAGCACAGAAUGACUUCCCCGUUGCCAUGCAGAUCAGCUCUAAACAGGACGUCGUAUUUCUCAUCACUAAAUACGGUUACAUUCAUCUGUAUGACCUGGAGACGGGCACCUGCAUCUACAUGAACCGAAUCAGCGGAGAGACCAUUUUUGUGACGGCACCCCAUGAAGCCACUUCUGGAAUCAUCGGCGUGAACAGGAAAGGACAGGUGUUGUCAGUGUGUGUUGAGGAGGAGAACAUCAUCCAGUACAUCACCAAUGUGCUGCAGAAUCCAGACCUGGCUUUACGGAUGGCAGUCCGAAAUAAUCUGGCAGGAGCCGAGGAGCUAUUUGCCCGCAAGUUUAACAACCUCUUUGCCGCAGGAAACUACUCGGAGGCAGCUAAAGUGGCUGCUAAUGCUCCAAAGGGUAUCCUGCGCACUCCUGACACCAUCCGUCGGUUCCAGGGCGUCCCGGCUCAGCCCGGCCAGACAUCCCCACUCCUGCAGUAUUUCGGGAUCCUACUGGACCAGGGCCAGCUCAACAAGUUUGAGUCUCUGGAGCUGUGCAGACCCGUCCUUCAGCAGGGCCGCAAACAGCUUCUGGAGAAAUGGCUGAAGGAGGACAAGCUUGAAUGCUCAGAGGAAUUGGGCGACUUGGUGAAGUCUGUGGACCCCACUCUUGCUCUUAGUGUCUACCUGAGGGCUAACGUACCCAACAAAGUCAUUCAGUGUUUCGCAGAAACUGGCCAGUUCCCCAAGAUUGUCCUGUAUGCCAAAAAGGUGGGCUACACUCCAGACUGGAUCUUCCUGCUGAGGAACGUGAUGCGGAUCAGUCCGGAUCAGGGUCUGCAGUUUGCUCAGAUGCUCGUUCAGGAUGAGGAACCGCUGGCUGACAUCACACAGAUCGUUGAUGUGUUUAUGGAGUAUAACCUGGUCCAGCAGUGCACGUCCUUCCUUUUGGAUGCUCUGAAAAACAACCGCCCAUCAGAAGGUCCACUGCAGACCCGUCUGCUGGAAAUGAACCUGAUGCAUGCACCACAGGUUGCAGAUGCCAUCCUAGGAAAUCAGAUGUUCACCAACUACGAUCGUGCCCACAUUGCCCAGCUGUGUGAGAAGGCAGGGCUUCUGCAGAGAGCUUUAGAGCACUAUACUGACCUGUAUGACAUCAAACGAGCUGUCGUACACACACACCUGCUCAACCCAGAGUGGCUGGUGAACUUUUUUGGCGCUCUGUCAGUGGAGGACUCUGUGGAGUGUCUUAGAGCCAUGCUGUCUGCUAACAUCAGGCAGAACCUUCAGAUCUGUGUCCAGGUGGCCUCCAAGUAUCACGAACAGCUGACUACCCAGGCCCUCACUGAGCUUUUCGAGUCUUUCAAGAGUUUUGAGGGUCUGUUCUACUUCCUUGGCUCGAUUGUGAACUUCAGCCAGGACCCAGAGGUGCAUUUCAAAUACAUCCAGGCCGCAUGCAAGACGGGCCAAAUCAAAGAGGUGGAGCGGAUCUGUCGGGAAAGCAACUGCUAUGACCCUGAACGUGUCAAGAACUUUCUCAAGGAAGCUAAACUCACCGACCAGCUGCCUCUCAUUAUUGUGUGCGAUCGCUUCGACUUCGUCCAUGAUCUUGUACUCUACCUGUAUCGAAACAACCUCCAGAAAUACAUCGAAAUCUAUGUGCAAAAGGUGAACCCAAGCCGUCUGCCUGUGGUAAUUGGAGGGCUCCUGGAUGUUGACUGUUCCGAGGACGUCAUCAAAAACUUGAUCCUGGUUGUGCGGGGCCAGUUUUCCACAGAUGAGCUGGUGGCAGAAGUGGAGAAGAGAAACAGACUGAAGCUGUUGUUGCCAUGGCUGGAGUCUCGUAUCCACGAGGGCUGUGAGGAGCCAGCUACCCACAAUGCUUUGGCCAAGAUCUACAUCGACAGCAACAACCACCCAGAACGCUUCCUGCGGGAAAACCCGUACUACGACAGCCGGGUGGUGGGGAAAUACUGUGAGAAAAGAGACCCUCACCUGGCCUGUGUGGCCUAUGAGAGAGGACAGUGCGACCAGGAACUCAUCAACGUGUGCAAUGAGAACUCACUGUUCAAGAGUUUGUCCCGUUACCUGGUGCGCCGCAGAGACCCAGAGCUCUGGGCCAGCGUGCUUUUGGAGACCAACCCCUUCAGGAGGCCCCUUAUUGACCAGGUGGUGCAGACAGCCCUGUCAGAGACCCAGGACCCAGAGGAGGUGUCUGUCACAGUGAAGGCCUUCAUGACUGCUGACCUGCCCAAUGAACUCAUUGAGCUGCUGGAAAAGAUCGUCCUGGACAACUCGGUCUUUAGUGAACACAGAAACCUACAGAACCUGCUCAUCCUAACAGCCAUCAAAGCGGACCGCACCCGCGUCAUGGAAUACAUCAACCGCCUGGAUAACUAUGACGCCCCAGACAUCGCCAACAUCGCCAUCAGCAGCGAACUGUUUGAGGAGGCCUUUGCUAUCUUCAGGAAGUUUGAUGUCAACACCUCUGCAGUGCAGGUUCUGAUUGAGCACAUUGGUAAUCUGGACCGGGCGUAUGAGUUUGCGGAGCGCUGUAAUGAACCUGCAGUGUGGAGCCAGCUGGCUAAGGCUCAGCUGCAAAAGGAUCUCGUCAAAGAGUCCAUUGACUCCUACAUCAAGGCUGAUGACCCCUCUGCCUACAUGGAGGUAGUUCAGGUCGCUUCCCAGAGUGGUAACUGGGAGGACCUGGUGAAGUUUCUGCAGAUGGCCAGAAAGAAGGCCAGAGAGUCAUAUGUGGAGACAGAGCUGAUCUUUGCACUGGCCAAAACCAACCGUCUCGCUGAACUGGAAGAGUUUAUAAAUGGACCAAAUAAUGCACACAUCCAGCAGGUUGGAGAUCGCUGCUAUGAUGAGAAGAUGUAUGAUGCGGCAAAACUUCUGUACAAUAACGUCUCCAACUUCGGCCGCUUGGCUUCUACCCUGGUCCAUUUGGGCGAGUAUCAAGCCGCUGUGGACGGCGCCCGCAAAGCUAACAGCACUCGCACAUGGAAGGAGGUGUGCUUUGCUUGUGUGGAUGGGACAGAGUUCAGAUUGGCUCAGAUAUGCGGUCUUCACAUCGUGGUUCAUGCCGACGAACUAGAAGAGCUCAUCAACUAUUACCAGGACCGUGGCUACUUCGAGGAGCUGAUCACCAUGCUGGAGGCGGCGCUGGGGUUGGAGCGCGCUCACAUGGGCAUGUUCACAGAGCUGGCCAUCCUCUACUCUAAAUUCAAACCACAGAAGAUGAGGGAACACCUGGAGCUCUUCUGGUCCAGAGUCAACAUCCCAAAGGUCCUGAGGGCUGCAGAGCAGGCUCACCUGUGGGCAGAGCUUGUUUUCCUCUACGACAAGUAUGAAGAAUACGACAAUGCCAUCAUCACCAUGAUGAGCCAUCCCUCAGAUGCCUGGAAAGAGGGACAAUUCAAAGACAUCAUCACCAAGGUGGCCAACGUGGAACUGUACUACAAAGCAAUCCAGUUUUAUCUGGAGUUCAAGCCCUUGUUACUGAACGACCUGCUCAUAGUUCUUUCCCCGAGACUGGAUCACUCGCGUGCCGUCAACUUCUUCAGCAAGGUCAAGCAGCUUCCUCUCGUCAAGCCUUAUCUGCGGUCAGUACAAAAUCAUAACAACAAGUCUGUCAAUGAAGCACUUAACAACCUCUUCAUCUCAGAGGAAGACUAUCAGGCACUCAGGACAUCUAUAGACGCAUACGAUAACUUUGACAACAUCUCACUGGCCCAGCGUUUGGAGAAACACGAGCUGAUCGAGUUCAGGAGAAUCGCUGCUUACCUCUUCAAGGGCAACAACCGAUGGAAGCAGAGUGUGGAGCUGUGCAAGAAAGACAAACUCUACAAGGAUGCCAUGCAGUACGCGUCUGAGUCGAAGGACAUAGAACUGGCCGAGGAGCUGCUGCAGUGGUUCCUUCAGGAAGAUAAGAAGGAGUGUUUCGCCGCCUGCCUCUUCACCUGCUACGACCUGCUCAGGCCUGAUGUGGUGCUGGAGACGGCGUGGAGACACAACAUCAUGGACUUUGCCAUGCCUUACUUCAUCCAGGUGAUGAGGGAAUACCUCAGCAAGGUGGACAAGCUGGAGACCUCUGAAUCCUUGAGGAAAGAAGAGGAGCAGGCGACAGAGACUCAACCCAUUGUUUAUGGCACACCUCAGCUCAUGCUGACAGCCGGUCCCAGUGUGCCUGUCCCCCCGCAGCAGGCUUACGGCUAUGGGUACACAGCAGCGCCUGGCUACCCCCCAGCUCCUCAGGCCCAGCCGGGUUUCGGUUACGGCAUGUAAGGACCUCCCCAUUUCCAGCUCGCUCCUCUUCCAGCUGCCGCUUGGUUCGGUCCAGCACCCCCAUGGAUCUCUCUUCCUCAGUCCUCCACCAGUCCGACUCUACCACUUUGUGCUCACAACGGGGGAUUUGAGCAAAUGUUAUUCUUUUACUUUACCUUUUUUAAAAUGAUUGUUUUUGUUUAUCGCGUUUUCUUUAUACCAUCAUGAAGGACUUUAUUUCUAUAUUGUCAAAGAUUUCAUCAAGAAUUAUUUUUUUCACAUUCCAGAUACUUACUAGAUUUAAUUUCCUGUCAGUUUAUCUGUCAAUAAAAGGGGAAUGGUGUCUACAAUGAGGAGACUUGUGGGAGAAGCAAGUCAGCUUAAUUAAAAUGACAAAACAACUUCAGAUUUGCACUCCGUAGUCAGAGAAAAACUAAUGUAUCAUUUUGGUGUGUGUGAACAACUUGUUCAGUCUGUCAGCAUUUAAUAUUGUAUAUUCCAGGAAAGAAAAUAAAAUCGAGAAAAAAAUAUACAACUACCGCCUCCACAAACAAACACUACUCAAUACCAGUAAUUCAAUGGGGGUGCGUAGCUCUCGAAAUAUAUAUAAAAAAGGGUUCUUUUAAAUGCAUAAACAUGCAUUCAUAUGGCAACUUCUAACUUUUUCCCUGACCUAUGCAGGUUCUCCAGUUUUUGUUUUCCAUAUGAAAAACAAACUUUUGUUGUGCAGUAACCCGUACUCAUUGUGUGGGACCAUCCAUUUGAGGAGGGAUAAUGAUUAAAAUAUAUAUAAAUAUA